Molecule: messenger RNA, 2760 nt
Organism: Pantherophis guttatus
Lineage: Eukaryota; Metazoa; Chordata; Lepidosauria; Squamata; Colubridae
Source: RefSeq, a predicted model, not a curated record
GAUUAUGAUUAUUAUGAAAUCAAAGCAAUUCGUUUUGAUAUCCCUUUGAGUUCAAUCUCUGGGGCAGGUUUGCACAGGGCAUGUUUCUCCCCCCCCUUUUUUUUUCCUGUUAGGGAAAGGCUCAAGCUUGGCCUUGUUUCUCCAAGGGCACACAACACCUUGUGUCAAGUUGCCAUGGCUUCGUGCAAACAAAUGGCAGGAGCACAGCUUUUGUUUCCUCCUACACCUGAUCACUUUCUUCCUUUGGGACUUGUUUUCUGGGCUCUGAGUAGAUUCUCCAAAGUUUGAUCCCAUUCAAGAAUGAGUUUCAUCCCUUGGUCUUCAGUCUGAGCACGCUCCUCAGAAGGAAUGAGUGAUGAGUAGCAUUGCACCCAUGAAGAAGUGAGUAGAAGAUCUGAUCUUUGGAAGACUGUUAUGGGCUGAUUUGGGCAGGGCCAAGGUCUGUAUGAAUCCUUUUCCAUGGAGGGUCUGUUCCAAUUGCUCAGAGGUUAAGGGUUAUAAAGCUCUUCACUGAUGGCACCAUCUCCGUUGACUCAACACAAUCUCCUCUUUGGAAUGAAGACACCAUGCUACUAAUCUGGCGGGUGAAAUCCUUGAUUAUUAGUUUGGACCAUCCAUACUUCUUUGGAGAUCUUCUCUGGGAUACUCCUGGCCAUGGCUGGAAAAGCAGGGGAGCCCCGUGUCCCAGCCACCUUGCAGAAAUCCCGCCUGAAGACCGAGGAGAAGAUUCUGGAUCUUGACUUCCAGCUGGAGAGCGUGCAAUUUAACGAACUAGGGAGGUACGCCCUGCGGUUGACCGCAGAAAAUCCUCUGGUGGAGGGGUCUGAAGCUGGAGUGCAGCUGCGGGUGAAUGAAGGAGAAGUGCUUCAUACAAACACGGCCACCACCAAUGUGGUGGAGCAGGCCAACCUCAGCGAAGUCUACAUGUUUGAGAAGCGGAGGUUUCUCUUCAUCCUGCCCAAAGGUUUCUGCAAAAACGAUAAAAACCAUGAUGCUCGGCUGCGGAUUGAAGCUUUACGCCAGCGUGGGUCCUUCCUGAAGACCAACGUGAAGACAGGAGAAGCUUUCUUCGCAAUUUACCCCCGCACUAACCAACCUAGAAUAAACCUCUUUGCUAGCAAGGAGGAAGAUUUAUACCGUUAUAGUGAUAUUAUGGUGCUUCUCCGGGCUGGUGGCAAUGACUUGGCCAUGCAUUGUGGGAGGUUGGCUUACACGGUAUCGUUCCACGAGCACCGACCCGGAGCCAAGAGAGAAAUACCCAUCACGCCACGCCAUCUUUCUCCUUUGGUCCCCCGCAAGGAAGAUAAGAUGCAGGUGGAGGUGGGAAGCUCUUACCUGGCACCCUUACAGCUGUUGGAGGUCCAGCCAGAGAGGACCCCAGGCAGUGCACUUAAACGACCAUCUCAGCCGUCACCGACUGCAGAAUCCCAUAUUCGUGGGCGCUCGCCGUACGGCCCGCCGGAGUCCCAAAAAGAAGUCCCUGAUGAAGACAUCCAAGACUUUUUAGAAGAAGAACAAUCCAUUUUAGUGGCUUCUUCUUCUUCCUCCUCCUCCUCCUCUUCUCUUGCACCAGCUUUGCCAAGGAGGUUGCCAAGCGAUGCCAGUCUCCACCUGCCGUCUCCAGGAGAUAGCCCAAAGCUGGCCUCUUUCUUCGGAUUGCUGGUGAAAGAAGAUCCAGCUGGACCAGGACAAGCCGCGUUGACGUCCCACACAAAUGAGUGGCACCUGGCCAAUCCCGAAAAGGAAUCCAUCACCUUCGUGCUCCACAGUGCCUCCAACCUGCCCUCAACUCGCAAGGGAAAUGUCCCCCACCCGUAUGUCAUUGUCAAAACCACUUCAGAAGAAGACAGCAAACAGCCGGCUCAGGCAGUGACCCAUGUGCCUGCACAACCCACAUACGCUCCAACCUGGGAGGAAAGAGUGACCGUGGAAAUUGACUCCAUCAAGGCAGGAGAAGAAGAUGUGUCUCUCAUUGUAGCUGACAAGGACUCCAAAGAAAUUCUUGCGAAAUACAACAUCCCUGUGAAAUACCUCCGUCCUUUCCAUCAUUAUCACUGUGCCUUGGUGCUGCCUCGGAAGAAGGACCAAACAGGAACCAAGUUAUACGUCUCCAUCAUUCGUAAACGUAGCCUCAUCCCACGCUAUGCUGGAGUGAACUACACAGGGCUGGAGGUUUUCCUCAAGGGGAUCAAUGAACCUCUUGCGCAGCCUGAUGGCAAAGUCAAAGCCGUUGCUAGAAUAGUGAAUAACCUUGGAGCCUACAUACAGGAGAUGCACGCUCGGUUGCCUGAUGCCCCUCCAGUUCCCUUGACCGUGGUGAACUUCCCAGAUCCUGUAAUGGAGGAUUUUGAUGUCCCUCGGGUGAACAACCAUGGAUAUCCACAGGUGUCUUCGCUCGGUGGCCCUCCUGAACAACCCAUGUGGAAUACUUCCUUCCUGUUUCAAGGAAGGGAUGGUGCUACCGCUUUUUCGGAUGAUACGGCCUUGCUAAUUGAAUACUACAAAUCAACACCAGGAGACGAUCUGGAAGGCACAUCAACGUUUUUAGGCUACUCCGUGUUGCCACUGACCAACCGAGUUUACCGAAAGCUUGCGGCAGACAGUAGCCGAAGUGGAAUUAGGGUAGAAAAUCUACCCAUUCAGGAUACCACUAUGAAAACCACGUCUGGUGGACUCCCAACUGUCCAACUUGGUCUUCAGUUGAUCAAUUCAGAGGUAAGGAAAAAGCAAUUCGCAAUGACUUAGUAGCUUCCUACCAGA